Oreochromis niloticus (Nile tilapia) is the source of this 3221-nucleotide messenger RNA. It is a transcript of the gene nkain4, whose product is annotated as sodium/potassium transporting ATPase interacting 4. The transcript is spliced from 7 exons. The record is from RefSeq and is a predicted model, not a curated record. NCBI's taxonomy places the organism in Eukaryota, Metazoa, Chordata, Actinopteri, Cichliformes, Cichlidae. The coding region runs from base 281 to 910 and encodes 209 amino acids. Gene Ontology annotation, biological process: regulation of sodium ion transport.
UUUUUUUUUUUACACACCGGCUCGCAACCACCCUCCCAGUCAGUCACCUCAAGUGCGGCCGAGCGGCUGGAGCAGAGGCAAACAAACAGAUCCAGAGCAUCCGGAGCGACUCUCGUCUAUCGUGUUUUGGGCUCAAGUAAAAGAGACCGGGGUGGAAGAGGAGAAUGGGACGCCGGUGCCUGGAUCAACACUGAGUCCUGCCGGCACACCGAGAGCUCCUCUGACUUUUUCUUUUUCUUUUUCCCCCUCCCAGAGUCACCGUGUUUUCACCGCUGACACAAUGGGCUGCUGCAGCGGACGAUGCACUCUCAUCUUUAUUUGCACUUUACAGCUGGUGUUGGCUUUAGAAAGACAGGUCUUUGACUUCCUUGGUUACCAGUGGGCCCCCAUCCUUGCCAACUUCUUCCACAUCAUCAUCGUUAUCCUCGGCCUCUUUGGCACUAUCCAGUACCGGCCACGCUACAUUGUAGUGUACACGGUAUGGGCCGCGAUCUGGGUAGCCUGGAACGUCUUCGUCAUCUGUUUUUACCUGGAAGUAGGAGGCCUGUCCAAGGACAGUGACCUGCUAACAUUUAACAUCUCAGCUCAUCAUUCCUGGUGGAGUGAACAUGGCCCCGGCUGUGUGCGGAGAGAGAUGCCACAGGCUCCUGGGGUCCAUACCACGGAGAGCCACUCCUACAUCACUGUCAUGGGCUGCUUCAUGGACUAUCAGUACAUCGAGGUCAUGCACAGUGGGGCACAGAUUCUUGUUGCUCUCCUUGGCUUCGUGUACGCCUGCUAUGUUGUCAGCGCUAUCACUGAGGAGGAGGACAGCUUUGAUUUUAUUGGAGGAUUUGACCCAUUCCCACUCUACCAUGUCAAUGAGAAAUCAUCUCAUCUCCUCUUAAAGCCCAUGUACCCGUCUACGUAAAUAGGAGAACAUCCAGCGGGGAGGUGAUGCAGCAAAUUCCUACAGAGACAAAAUGGUUGCUUUGACACAAACGUCCCAGUGCGCUUCGGUGCGCGAGACGUUCCUCCCUCUUUUGAUUUCAGUCCUUUAAACAUGUAAUUUGCUGGUGUACUGCCCAGAAAAGCCAACAUUUCUCUGUAAGGGUCCAUCGUGAUGGGUUUAGGGAGCUGGGGAAUUGCAGUAAAACAAAGCAUGUAUUUAGGGUUAUUUGUGUAUUUAGGCAAGUAUCAAUCAUUUUGUUCGUGUUGAUUUCUCUGCUGUGGUCCCACUGCUGCAACCUGCCCACAAUGGGCAAAUACUCCCCCCCCUCUCCCAGACUGUGACUGUAUAGAACAUGUACAGCUAUUAAAUACAUUGUGGAUGUAAUCAGGGGCUGCCCAUCAUUGCCAGUCUGUGGUGCUGUGUCUUAGAGGACUCACUGAUUUAGCAUAUUAUUGCUGGUUUGGCUCAAAUCUUAGCCGGAGGGCUGAAUUACAGUGGAGCCUGUGGAAUGAGCUAUUGUGUGCUGUCUGUUUACUUUAGGCCAGGAUGUGUGUGCAUAAAUACAGAAGCAGAACAGGAAGAGACAGGGGAGUGUAGAGGUAGAGGUAGAGGGUGGGGAGGGAACAAAAGCACCAAACCUACAGGGGCAUCUGUCAAAAAUAGAAAAUGUAAAUAAUGAAAGUGGGAGGGUUAAAAUUAGCUUUUUAUUUAGAGUUUGAAAAUGUGAGCUAUCAAGAAUGCAAAAUAGCGUGAGCCUGCAAGAGGCAUUCAAACACAAAGGAUGGCAUGCGAGUCUUAGUUUUAUUUCGGGAGUCUUAUUAUUGUGACUAUUUUCACCAACAACAAAGUCGGUGUUUCUGAAGUGUCAGGUGUUUGUGCUAGAUGAUACGCUGAAAGCUUUGUUUUCACGUCAGUCCCCCUCUAACUACUGUCAGAUCUGGCAAGGGUGAUCAUUACACACACUCAAACAAAGGUUACAUAGCAUAUUUUUAACUUGAAGAAAACAAUAGAAGUUGUUUCAUUGUUCAUAUUUGAGCACAACAGUGCUGAGAUGUCUGGGUAUGGUCUUCAGUGUAGAAGUAGCGUGGCCUAUACCUGAAUAGAUCAGAGCGUUUUCUCCUGUCACUUCAGCAGUUUAAAUUGUCAGUGUUAAUAGUCGCAGUUGUGAUUGUUUGAGAGCAUGUUGGAGUGUUUUGUUUUGUUUUGUUUUGUAAUUUUAUGCAUAUUAAGUAAUAAGUAAAAAGCAAAACUGGUGUCUUUAAAUGGCUUUAUAUGAACUGGCAACUUAAAUUUCUUGUAUUCUGACCCAGAAACACGACAACUAUUCCUAGGCAAAUGAAAAAGUUCAUAUCUCCCGUACUGAUUGGUAGCACUUCUUUUGUUCCUGUUAGUGUCAUUAAGAAGAAGUCAGAUUCGCUCACGCCUUACUGGUUGUGUGAAUCACUACUGCCCUCUGGUGUUCAAAGUAUUCAUGUGCAAAUUUCAAGGCUACUGAGUUUCUGCUAACCUUCCAUAAAACUCCCUUUUUUUUAACACUUUCCCUGGCCAGCAUUUGUUUCUUAUUUUUGUGUUUUCAUAGUUGUAUUUUCCUUCAGUUGUAUGCUACAUCAUAUAGACUGAGAUUUGGUCCAUUUGAAAGUAAUUGCAUUGUGUUAAUUGAUUGGGAUAGUUGGCCACUUGGCUUUUUUUCUGUGGAAGUUUUUUCAUUUCUGUUUUCAGCACCUUCAGCUAUCAAGUGCGUGUCAGAGUCCUCUGUGAUCUUAAAUGUGCUUUACUGCCAGACAAACAGUUUUUCAACUGUUAUGAUUCUUAAAAUGAUCUGAAUACUGUUUCCAUUCGAUUGAUCACCUCGCUGUCUGAGAGAUGCAAUAAUUUUUGUGUCAUUGUUAUCUUUAUAAUUUAAAGUUUACACACUCCUGGGAAGCCAGCUAGCGUGUGAGUAAAAACACAAAGCACCUCAUAUUGUAACAUAAUCAGUAUUAAUAGGAAAAUGCUUCUAAAAUCCUAAUGUAAAACAGGUCUUCCUCUCAGUGCAAUACAGCCUUUUCCUAAACCUGGUGACUGGUAUUAGUUGAAACAUGUUAUAUUUGUUAAAUUUCCACUGAAAAGAGUCUCUCUGUGUAGAUACUUUUUGUUUUUAUAGAAAGUGGAAAUGGGUUUUUUUUCUCUUCCAUUUUGCGUCCUGUGUUCCUCCAACCCGAUGUGACCUGAUUGUGUAUUCCUAUUUAUCCAGAACUGUGCUUUGUGCUCAUGUAAAUAUGUGUUUGUUAAUAAAAGAAUGUGCUCUUUU